Porites evermanni is the source of this 1176-nucleotide messenger RNA. NCBI's taxonomy places the organism in Eukaryota, Metazoa, Cnidaria, Anthozoa, Scleractinia, Poritidae. The record is from the annotation of a GenBank genome assembly.
AUGGCGGAUAACGACCUUCGAAAUCAUAUGAUUGAGGAAUAUUUCCAUUUGGGCUUCAAUUAUAAGGAAAUCAUUGAUUGUCUCUUUUUAAAUAAUGGAAUACCUUUAAGUCUACGACAGCUUAAAAGAAUCUUAUCGCAAAAAAAUCUUGGACGACGACGCUUUAGCAACUUUGUUGAGAUAGCAGACGCCAUGGAAGAGGAGUUAAAAGGAAGUGGAAGCAUUGUCGGUUACAGAUCUAUGUGGCAGAGAUUAGUGGUUGACCAUAAAUUGUCUGUUAGCAAAGAAUUUGUUAGGAAUGCGUUAAGAAUAAUGGAUCCUGAAGGGGUACAAAGGCGCUCAAGGCAUAGACUCCAAAGGCGACAAUAUCACGCAAAGGGCCCAAAUUUUAUUUGGCACCUGGACGGAUACGAUAAAUUGAAACCUUAUGGGUUUUGUAUACACGGUUGUAUUGACGGAUAUUCGAGACAAAUCAUGUGGCUUGAAGUUGGGCGUACGAAUAAUCAUCCCGGCGUUGUUGCAAGCUAUUUUAUUAACUGUGUACAAAAUGUUGGAGGUACCGCCAGUGUAAUUCGUGGAGACAUGGGGACAGAAAACGUGAGAAUCGCUGCUAUUCAACGCUAUCUACGACAUGAAGGAGGAGAUAGUUGGUCAGGAGAGAAAAGUUUUCUUUAUGGAAGAUCAGUUGCUAAUCAGAGAAUAGAAGCAUGGUGGGGACAACUGCGAAGAGGAGCUUCUGAUUGGUGGAUUACUCAUUUUAAAGAUUUGAGGGACAGAGGACUAUACUGUGAUGCCAAUGCUGUGCAUGAAGAAUGUCUACUGUUUUGUUACAUCACAAUUAUCCGUCAGGAACUCCAAAGAGUGGCUAGACUGUGGAACCUACAUCGGAUUCGACCCUCAACAAGGAACAACAGUUCUCCCCAUGGUCGACCUUGUCUCUUAUACCAUCACCCUGAAAUGACAGGGGCCACAGAUUGCAAGCAUGAUGUUGACAUUGACGACUUAGAUGUUGCUAGAGAUAUGUGUUGUGAUGACCUGCCUCUGGAAUCAACACCUGAAUUCAAUGCACUUGCCCAGGUCAUCAUGACAGAAGAAGGUCUUAGAAUGCCAGAAAAUGCUAACGAGGCACAGAAUCUUUAUUUGAUUCUCGUGAACGAGAUAGAGAAGUUAUUGUAG